This is a messenger RNA of Beauveria bassiana ARSEF 2860, 1695 nucleotides long. RefSeq lists its product as uncharacterized. The transcript has 2 exons. The record is from RefSeq and is a predicted model, not a curated record. Gene Ontology annotation, biological process: regulation of DNA-templated transcription. The coding region runs from base 1 to 1695 and encodes 564 amino acids. NCBI's taxonomy places the organism in Eukaryota, Fungi, Ascomycota, Sordariomycetes, Hypocreales, Cordycipitaceae. Gene Ontology annotation, molecular function: DNA-binding transcription factor activity, RNA polymerase II-specific; zinc ion binding.
AUGUCUGAGAGCCUCAAUAGAAAGGCUUGCGAUCGCUGUCACAACCAGAAGCUCAGCUGCAAGCGGAUCGGCAAAGGGGUUUGCGAUCGCUGUUUAAGACUCAAUGCCGAAUGCAAGUCGAGCCCGUCACUCCGGUACAAGAAGCGGAUUCAGCAUUACGAUCAGAUUCAGGAACACCAACAGCUGCAGCAUCAGCAGCAGCCGCCGCCGCCGCCGCCGACGCAGAGUCCCGACCAGGCGCAACAAUUGUUACAGCAUUAUUAUUCUCGAGAACUGCUACAGCAACAGCAGCCUCUGCCACAAUUGGCCUACUCGCAAGAGCAGAGCACCGCACCCAAUAAUGCUCUCUACUCGGAAGAACAAGACCAUUCUGAGGCAGAAGAUGCAACCGACGCGAUGUCGGCCCCCGGCAUACCGAGCCAGGUAAUGACGGUGCCGGAUGGGUCUGCAGGGCUGGCCGAGUAUGCAAUGAACUUGCGGAAUAUGGAUUACAUGGCACUGUCCCAACCGCCGAUGCCGCCCAAUUAUUUAUUAGGAUCGCAAGUUCCCUCUGGCGUCGUUGACUACUUUCCCUUUCAUCAAGUCAAUCCGAGUUUCUGGCCUAAUCAGUCACACGAGGAAGCACAGCAGCUGCAACAUCAUCACCUGGUGCUGCACCACCACCAACCGCAACAGGUCUUUGAUCAAGAUUCAUUCGCACCCUUUGCACCUCUUGUUAUACCAGAUCCAGCUGUCGCCCAGCAGGAUCCUUGCAGAUCUGUGCAGCCGCCGCCGCAACAGGACUGUGUCGUCCAAGAUUGUGCCACGCUCGUCUUUGGCAGCAGAAGACGCCAAAGUGCCCCUCCGCCGCACCCGCAGACAUUUUAUUUCCCUACGACGAAGAGUCGGUCUCGCUCAAAUAUACUACGGGCCAACUACAAGGAUUCCGUGACAGCUAACGAGAGCAAUCUGGCCGUAAUGGAUCAAUUUUUGCUAACCUACACUCGUGUCCGCCUGCUUGCCAACCAUCUUGAGUGCCUCGAGCAGGGCAAGGACUAUCGCGAUGGUCCCGGCGGAAAGCCCAAUGAAUUCACCGUGGCCGAGCUCUAUAAGCAUACGCAUUACCUCAUCGAAGUUCUCGAGCGCAUUGUGGCCAUGAAGAGAGCGUCCAGCGACUCCGCCACCGGCCAGGCGGAGCUGCCUCUCAGCGCGACGGAUCCUUCCAACGGCAUGUUGACAGUAUCUCUCUACGCGCACCUCCUUAAGACUCUGCAGCACCUCUUUGAUCACGUCCGCGUGGUUCUGGCCGACGCGGACCCCAAGCUGGAUGAUACGUUUGACUCGUACCUCCUGCCGGUAAUGAACUUUGGCAUCGCAACCGGCGCCUCCCUCGACACCCACCCGGCGCUCCACAUGUCCCUGACGGUGCAAGUCGGCAUGCAGUACCUGGGGCGGCUGCGCGAUGCCACUGCCUUCCUGGGCCUUACCCAGGGAGCCGAGACCAACGGACACGGGGCGCAUGGCCCUGGGGCAUCGGAGAGCCAGGACUUGAUUGCCGGCAGCGCAGAGAUUAGUGCUUGGUUUUCCAAUAUUAUGAAGAUGGAAGGCAACCUCAGCAAGACUCUGGGACAGCUGCAGGACGAGCUCAACGACUUUAUGGAUGCCAUGGACGUGAUUGACGCCAAGGAGGAGAGGGAGAAGAAUGAGAGGAAGUAG